Messenger RNA from Funneliformis caledonium, 240 nucleotides. The record is from the annotation of a GenBank genome assembly. Lineage: Eukaryota; Fungi; Glomeromycota; Glomeromycetes; Glomerales; Glomeraceae.
AUGUUGGCUUUUUGUAUGGGUUUCACUAUGCUAUUACACAAAGUAAUUAAGAAGCAGAAUGAGAGCGCAAGCUCAUCGCGCUCAUUAAAGACAGCAAUUGUGGUUGGUGGCGGCAGUAGACCAGACGAUCAAAGGAAAGAAGGUCACACUGUUAGUGACAACGGCAACGACAACUACCAAACAUUCAGGGACCGUCAUUUUUUAUACUGGGUAUAUAGAGAAUUCUCACGCGGAUUGUAA